This is a messenger RNA of Diaporthe batatas, 1900 nucleotides long. RefSeq lists its product as uncharacterized. The transcript is spliced from 2 exons. The record is from RefSeq and is a predicted model, not a curated record. The coding region runs from base 1004 to 1738 and encodes 244 amino acids. NCBI's taxonomy places the organism in Eukaryota, Fungi, Ascomycota, Sordariomycetes, Diaporthales, Diaporthaceae.
GGCCGGCUGGCUUUGGUGCGUUCAGAGGUACUCGUCAGAGGUUGACGUACGAUCCACCCACGGCGGCAGCCCAAUUGCUGACACAGCCGUGGCCUAUACCUAGGCAUAUACCGGUAAGGUAUAUUCUGGAGUAUGGUUUGGGGCAAGCAUCGGCCAGUUACGCGUCUGACCAGCUUCGGACAUUCCCCAACCUCUGUCCUCCCCGACCGCCGACGCCAUCUCGGUCCCGACGUCGCAGCCAAAGCGUACACUCACGAGUCUUCCUCUUGUUCCCCCUCCUUUUUCUUCCUUCUCGAUAGGUCGGGGCGCCGCGGGGCGGUUCUUGUUGGCUGAGUCGCCACCGCCCUUCCACCACAGACAUGUCGCUCCCUCUCAGCUUGCCCAAAUGCUGACGGCCCCUCUACCUGACACCGAGGGGCCAUGCACGGCCUGCCGCUGCCGCGCAAGCUCGACGUGCCCCUUGGCCCCCCCGGCCCCUCGAGCGGCUCUCUUUGCUUCUGUCCGGCCGACUAGCGGCUGCGAUCAGGCGCCUGCCGAUCACUUGUCACUGCGCUGGGUCCGUACACAUGCCCAAGUGCCGGACCCGCAUCUCAUGGCGCUGCAGUCACACCACGGCUGCAUGGUUCUCCCUCCCUGUUGGGCGGUGCCAUUCCCAGCUGUGUCUCCUGUCUCGGUCCCGACAGUGGGGCUGAAGGUCACAACGAGGGGAGCUGACGAGUCCUAGUUGCAAUGAUGGGGCUGGACGAGCCUCGCGGUUGUGUGAGGCCGUCUUUCCUGCCAUUCCCUUGUGCCUAUGACAUGGCUGUGAGCCCGCAUUGUUUAUAAACGGGCUUGACCUUUCUCGUUCUGGUCCUGGCCUCAUGCACUUCUUGGAGUACAAGAACCCUUCCCGCAUACGCGCCCUCCCCUUGUUCGACCUCAAGUGCUCCUCGGGUCAACACAACUUGAACGCCACGCAUAACUCGUGCAGAGAGUAACACCGCCCGGCAUAAGCCCACCAAACAUGAAGACAGCCACCCUUGCAGCUCUCGCCGGCGGGGCAGCCGCCCAGUGGUGGGGAGGCGCUCCUGACUGCGCUCAAUCCUGCCUUUCGUCCCACUGGUCAUCUCAGACAGCAUCAGGAUCGGCUUGGCCGGAACCCACAGCGUACUGCACCGCCGACACCAACUCGGUCGGCUCGUGCCUGUCCAGCGCGUGCACCGCGACGCCGACGGCGUGGUCCUCGUACUCGUCCGCCUCUUCCAGCAUAUGCUCCGCCUGGUCGUCCUGUUCCAGCGUUGGUUCGACCGGUGUGUACACCGCGUCAUGGCCCGGCCCCUCAGGCAGCUGGGGAGGGAACGGUGGGUUCGGGGGAAAGGGCGGGAAUGUCUGCGAGUUCCAGGGGAGCCCUUGGAAUGGUCCAGGUGGUGAUGGCGACGACGCUGGCUGGGGUGGCUGGGGCGCUUGGGGUCAUGGCUGGACCUGGACCACGCGGGCCACCACCGUCACCCAGACGGUCACGGAAACAGACGGUUCCGUUGUCGUUACCACAGGCCUUGCACAGGUCGCCGAGGCUGUCAGCGGUGACGUGACGAGCACCACGACCCUGACCGGGAGCGCCGCCAGUGCUACCGCAUCGGCCAGCUCCACAGGCUCCGGUUCGACCUCCGGCGCCGGGGCCAGUACCAAGGUGGACCGGGGCGUCAUUGCCGCUGGUGCUCUCUUGGGAGGCCUGGUUGGUGUGAUGGCUGUCUUGUAAAUUGGGUAGGCUUGGCUCACAACGGGGAAUAUUUGGUAUGGAAACGUGGGAGACGAUGUGGGGGAGAUCCGACGAUGCGUCACGGCUAGACCAGGGUUAAUGACUUGUUUAUGAUGAGGCACAGCUUGAGAGUCUUGGAAUGCACGAAUCGAAUUGAAUCAG